AUGGCAGGGAAAUCUAGCCGAGUGGAAGUAGAAGUGAAGAAUACGACCAAGCAUGACAUAGUAUUACGGAACAGAACGGUGCCAGGGCGCCUACAACUUAUUCAAUCAGUCACUCAAGUCGAGGUGAAAUUAAAGACGGAAAACGAUGAAAAGUCGCCUUCCAAAUGAAAUGAAGAAGCCAAAAUCCCUAACAGCGAUGAUGACCACCAAACAGCGAAGUGGGCAAAACAUUUGGACGAUGUGGAUUUGGGAGAUUUGAACAGUGAGGAAAGAAAAGCUGGGACGCAGCUGCUUAUCGAAAAGGCUGAUGUGUUUGCCAUAGAUGAUGAUAUCGGGUGCAUCACAGAGCUUCAAAUGGAUAUCAAACUCAGCGAUAGCGCACCUGUUCAGAAGAACUAUGUCGCUCUGCCCCGACCACUGUAUCCAGAGGUGAAAGCAUAUAUCGAAGACUUGUUAUUUUGUCAGUUGUCAACCUACGUCACAAUCUAA
Molecule: messenger RNA, 489 nt
Organism: Paramuricea clavata
Lineage: Eukaryota; Metazoa; Cnidaria; Anthozoa; Malacalcyonacea; Plexauridae
Source: the annotation of a GenBank genome assembly